Messenger RNA from Vespula vulgaris, 2189 nucleotides. RefSeq names its product lipoma-preferred partner homolog (gene Zyx). The coding region runs from base 142 to 1629 and encodes 495 amino acids. NCBI's taxonomy places the organism in Eukaryota, Metazoa, Arthropoda, Insecta, Hymenoptera, Vespidae. Gene Ontology annotation, cellular component: focal adhesion; stress fiber. The record is from RefSeq and is a predicted model, not a curated record. The transcript has 5 exons. Gene Ontology annotation, biological process: cell-cell adhesion.
UCUGGAAAGAAAGUUGGUCCUGCUGUACCACCAAAACCAAAAAAAUGUCAACCUCAGGUCAGUAUAAUAUUUUUUUAUCAUAGGAGAUGAUAUGAUAUUAAUAUAUGGUUAUUUAUAUGCCUUCUUGACUUGGAACAACCAAUGAUACCACAAAGUUAUUCAAUAAAGGCAGCACCAACACCAUCAUAUAGCACUGUACUCAAUAAUGCUGGAACAAAUGAAAAAUCUACAAACCUAUAUAUGAAUUCACCUUCUCCAUAUGUAUCAAUGAAUAUGGAAAAAAAUGAUUUUAAUAUACCAACAUUGACUAAUGGAAAAGAGACUGUGAAACUAUAUCAAAAUAAUGAAAAUUUCUAUGUACAUCAAACAAAAGAGAAGUUUGAACCUAAAUAUGGAUAUGAUGAGAAAAAUUAUUAUUCAAAUGUUGGAAAUUUACCAGCUCCUCAAGUGCCAGUAGAAGAUAGAGCUACAAAUAGUGCAGUAUAUAGUAAUGUUGAAUCUCCAGCACCUAUUUCUGUUCCUGUACCAAAAAAAACAGAAAAAGAUAUCAUUUACAGUAAUAUACAAUGGAACCCAAAAUCAGAGAAUACUUACAGUAAUCUUCCACCUACUCAUACCAGUGACGACUUACCCCCACCUCCUGAGCCUUCAGAAUACGUUGCUUGCAUUCCAGGAAAUUCAUUUCCUCCACCUCCUGAAGAAUUGCCACCACCACCUAGUCCUGUCUCUUCCAGUUAUAGCGAAUUAAGACGUGCAACUUAUCAAACUGAUUUUCCUGCUGGAAAUUAUCCAAAUGACAUUUAUGGUCCAAGUUCUCAAUCUAGCUCAACAUAUGAGUCUAUAUACGAACCUAUUAAUCCUAGACCACCAUCUCAACUAUCUUGUAAUUAUUCAAUGUAUUCUGGAUAUGGAUCUGCUACUUCAACUCAACCACAAGGCAAAGUAUCUCCUGUGAAAGAAGUUGAUGUUCUAACUGAUUUGUUAGUUCAAGGAAUGUCAGAUAAUAGCGAAGAAAGUGAUAUAUAUGGUAUUUGUGCACAAUGUGGAUGUAAAGUCGAAGGAGAGGGUACAGGUUGUUCUGCAAUGGAUAAAGUCUUUCAUAUAAAUUGUUUCUGUUGUUAUGUCUGUAAAGUCAACCUACAGGGUAAACCUUUCUAUUCAUUGGAAGGUAAACCAUAUUGUGAAGAAGAUUAUUUAAACACUUUAGAAAAGUGUUGUGUAUGUACUAGGCCAAUACUUGAUAGAAUAUUAAGAGCUACUGGGAAACCUUAUCAUCCGUCUUGCUUCACAUGUGUAGUUUGUGGGCAAAGUUUAGAUGGUAUACCUUUUACAGUAGAUGCUACAAAUCAGAUACAUUGUAUUCAAUGUUUCCACAAAAAAUUUGCACCUCGUUGUUGUGUGUGUAAAUUACCCAUCAUGCCUGAACCUGGCCAAGAUGAAACGGUACGCGUUGUUGCUCUGGAUCGCAGUUUUCAUAUUCAAUGUUACAAAUGUGAAGAUUGUGGUUUAGUAUUAUCUUCUGAUUCAGAAGGUCGUGGCUGUUAUCCUUUAGAUGAUCAUGUGUUAUGUAAAAGUUGUAAUGCAAGUCGCGUACAAGCAUUAACAUCUCAUAUGACUACAGAAUUAUAAAUUUUACUGAAAUUUGAUUCCAUGAUUAGAUUUUCAUAUUCAUAUAUCAUACGUUUGAUUAAUACUUCAAACAUUUUUAAAUGCUAUUUCUAUCUAUUGUUUAAAGAAAUCAGAAUUAAAUUUAGAACUUACUUAUUCCAUAGCAAAUAUAUAUAUAUAUAUAUACACACACACACACACAUAUAUAUAUAUACACAUAGUCACGUUGAUAUUAGCAUUUCGUAAAUAAUUUUACAUUUUGUGACUGAAACAAUAUAUAACGUAAUAAAUUUGUAUUAUUUACAAAUGUUAAGACUAUAUUGAUAAAAAUAUUCUUAUCACACUGCCGAUUUUAAAACUUUACAUAUGACUAUUGUAAUUGCAAGUAACAAACGUAUUAUUAAAAAAAUAUGUAAUAAAUAAUAUUAAAGAAAUAUUAUCUAUCAGCUAUUUAUAAAAAGCUUCUUUUAUGGGGCACUUGUUUCGACAUUAAAAUAAGAGGCCGUGCCAUUUAUAAAGUUCCAUUAUUAGAGAAAAGAUGUUCGUAAAUAUACUAGACAUUGUGAUCUAUUUGUAAGUUA